CUAGUUUCUGCCCAGCAAGGCCAGCCAUCGUCAAUGCCGUACCCUCAGGCCUUUAGCAGCUUUUCCCUUCCCUCUCCCUCUCCCUCUCCCUCUUGCACAUAUGCCCUUUUUGUAAUUGUGGCAUCCUUUUCAGGGUCCAUGACUCGCCGCAGGGUUUCCCGUCUGCCCAGCACCGCAGCAUCCGCCCCACGCGCGCGUCUGGUUUCAGGUUCUCUGCCGCUGCGACCUUCUCUCCCAGAACCCAAGAGUCCCAAAGUUACCAACACAAGGCCGGCCGAACCUGGCCGAACGAACCUGGCUUUCUUGCCAGCUUAUUCAUACGCUACGGAUAUCCAUCCCGCACAGAGUACAGCAAAGAUCAUACCUUUGAUGGAGCCUGUUGUGAACUUCGUGCUGCCUUGGUCGAAAUCAUCCCUUCAGCAAGGAUUCCACGGGCCAUUACAAGACACACAGACAACGUCAAACAUCACACGCCAAAAUCCCGCCAUCGGAAACCUCAAAAGACUCAUAUUCCUCGUUCCCCUCUCCCGCACUUUUUUAUCCCCAUUCGAUCGAUUCCUACAAGUACAUACCCUUCCUUCGGGCCCCCGUACGCUUCUCCAAGCCCCUCCAUCCUCUUCAGCCGCGCCGGACAUGGGUCCGUCGUAGAUAGAGUCGAGGUAUACACCACCCGCACACACACGGCGCCUUGGCAUCCGUAUACCAUAUAACUCCAUGUUCGAA
This is a messenger RNA of Colletotrichum acutatum, 723 nucleotides long. RefSeq lists its product as uncharacterized. The transcript has a single exon. The record is from RefSeq and is a predicted model, not a curated record. Lineage: Eukaryota; Fungi; Ascomycota; Sordariomycetes; Glomerellales; Glomerellaceae. The coding region runs from base 34 to 648 and encodes 204 amino acids.